CUCCCUCUCCUCCCUCAGUGAAGAUGGCGACGGUGAUGCAGAGGCAGCGCUCUCGGAGGAGGCUCGCGGCGCUCACUUUCCUCUCCAAUAUCUCGCUCGAUGGGACACACAGGGACACGAGGCUUUCCCAGUAUGGUCGGGGGGGAUUCCUGGGCAAGGUGGCAGGACCAGAGGUAAGGGCGGAGAUCCUGGACGAGAAGGAGAACCGUGAUCAGGUCAAGGAAUCGGAGGCAGGGAGGACCUCGGGAGGGAAGGAUUUCCUCACUGGGAACUCGGCUUCCGUCUGUCGCCAGGAAUCCGUAGGGGCGUCGCAGGAUCUUGCAGAUGGAGGAGUUCAAGGAGACAAAAGCGUUGGUGGAGAUGGAAACGUCAUUCAUCACACCGUUCACUUCAGAGACAGGACAAACACAAACAACUCAGAGCUUGGUGACCGUCCAGGUGUUCUAAAGAAGCGCAUUCUACAUCACCAUCCCUUGGUUGAUAAGACACCGUGCUUUAGCAGUAAUGAAAGCUUAGGAGCUCCAAUACCAAAUAGUGGAGGAGUAAGAACCAGAAAGUUGUCCAGCAGUGUGUCAGAUACAUCAGGGCCUCCCAGUAAAGAGGUCAAAUUUAUGAAGACAGGACACGAUCUACAAGUCCGAGAUGAGCGAGUAGUUUUGAUAUCAUCCCACAAGAUACCUUUCCACAUCUUUUCCUCACUACCAUACAACAAAUCUAAGCUGGGAGGACGAAAUGACCAUCAUGGAAGAGGUGAAAGUGGCCGGCGGCGUCAUCCAUCGGGGAACCGACCCCUCUCCACUAUCAGUGACAGUGUGGAUCCUGCUUAUAUUCUAGGAUUAGAUCGUUCAGAUGAAGUUGGGGAGGUGUCAUACAGUGAACUUCUGGUUCCAUCUCGGAGUUUCUUCUGCAAGCCUCGACGUCAGCAGUCUGAGCACAUAGAACUUGGAGACCCAACAGAGCGUUGCAUGCAUCCAGGAGUUGCUCGGUGUUUCAGCUAUGAACCAGCAACACACAAGGCCACUGCACAUUAUAUUCCACACUCACCACAUGGACAUUAUGACAAAGGUGUGGUGUCUGGCUCUUCUACCAUGGCCGGCUCUUUGACCUUGUUGAGAGCAUUAGAGACGGGUGAACACAUGAGUAGAAAGGGUUGUGCUUGUGAUUUGGAAGAAUGGCGUUGCCCAACUGUUGGUCAUGCAGCAAGUAUGCAGUAUGUGCCAAAUAUGCUUGAUGAUCCUGAGUUACGGGCUGGCAAGCAUCGCAAAUUGCUGCGGUUUCCAUCCUAUAUGACAUCUGUUAUGGAUUAUACUAAACCUUCAGAAUUGAAAAAGGAGUUAAAUGACAAGUUCCGUGGAAAAUUUCCUCAUAUACAGUUGACUUUAAGUAAAUUACGAAGUUUAAAACGUGAAAUGCUGAAGAUUGCCAGGCAAGACUGUGACAUAGACCUCCUCACAGUGGCACAAGCUUAUGUUUACUUUGAGAGGCUCAUACUCAAGACCAUUGUAAACAAGCAGAAUCGGAAGUUGAUCGCUGGUGCCUGUCUCAUCCUCUCGGCCAAGAUGAAUGAUGUCAAAGGAGAGACUUUGAGUAAUCUCAUUGAGAAAACGGAGAGCACCUUCAGGCUGAACCGGCGAGACCUCACCCAGUGGGAAUUUGCAGCCCUAGUGGCCCUCGAAUUUGGGCUCCACCUCCCCACCUGGCAUGUGAAUCCACACUAUCAACGGCUGCUGUUUGAGUCCUGACGAAAACACCGAGACGUCAAUUAUUCGCAUACCUUGUGAUGAUCUGCUAGAAAGUGUCGUACCGUUAGUGGGUGGUGGAAAAACUAUGGCUUGGCUUCUUAUAGCACUUGAAGGUAUAUAGUUUUUUGGGAUUUAUUUGCUCCUGUUGUUUCCCUUUCUUUUUUUUUUUCUUUUUCUUUUUUUUACUGUGAGUGUAGGCUAGUUAAUGGUAGCAGAGAGUAAGUUGUUUUUAUGUUGAUAAUAAUAUGAUAAUUAUUAUUUUUAUCCUUGCUGAUGUUCGUGAUAUUCUUAUUAUUAUUGUUAUUGUUAUUAUUAUUAUUAUUAUUAUUAUUAUUAUUAUAUUUUUAUUAUUAUUUUGUUGUUAUUAUCAUUAUUAUUUUUUUUAUUCUUAUUCUUAUUAUUAAUGUUCUGAUUAGCUUCAUAUUAUAUUUAUGAUUAUUACACCAUUUCUUAUGUCAUUAUGAUUGUUAUUCUCAUUUUGAACUUUUUUAUUGUAAUUCUUUCCAGUUAUUAUGUUAAUGUUCUCAUGAUAAUUGUCAGCAUCUGUAUCAUUUAUUAGUAUUGUUCUAUUUAUUCCCAAGGAAGACUGAAAGAAAAAUUACUCAAGUUUUAAUCCAGCAUGAAGAAUAUUCAUGUGUGUGGAGGCAUUUUGUUUACUAUAUGCUUAGGCAAUGUUAGUCUAAAAUGCAGAUUAAUUAGAGUGUGAACUAUUGUCCUCUGAUUUAUCUGCAUGCAGUUUCUAGCUGCCGUUAAUUUACUGGAAAAAUGUAAAUGCAAUACAAGAAGCCAUUUUUACAAGCUCAGUUUUGCUGCUUGCCGAUGAAGCCAUAAUGAUCUCUUCAAGGGAUAAUCAUCAUUUUAAAAAAUAUUUAAAGGCAUUUAGCAUUAGUUUGCCUGAGAUCCAUCAAGACAUGGUCUACUGAUGAGUGUAAUGGUAGUGAAGAUAAUUUUCAUCCCUUGCAAUUAUAGUAUUUACAUUCCUAAAUGUGCAGGUCAGAUUUUGUGCUGUCAAUCUCAUGUUACCAUUAUGUAUAGCCAGUAAAACUUAACAAUCAAAAGAGUAACAAUCUGCGUUGUUGAUAGGAAGACUUCUCUCAAAAUGUAGCAAACAAUCACAAUUUCAGCAGCGGGGGUAUUCUAAGCAUGUUAAAAGGGGGAUCUCUUGAGGCGCUUUCAUUUGCUUUUCCGUGAUGGGAUGUUCUUUCUUCUGCUGGAAAGUGGGGGUGGUAUGAGGCUUAAAGUUUACAGCUACUGAAUAAUACAUUUAAGGAUAUUUUUGUAUUAUGGCUGUUUAACCAGCUGUGUUGUGUUUUGAAUUAAGAUUUUGCUGUGAUUAUAAUAAUACAAGUAGAUCUGCUGGUAAGAUGUAAUUAUAUUUUUCGAAGAUUGAAUUCUUUAGCCAGCACUAUAUAGCUCAGAAGAGCUUCAAACAAAUUAGAUUGGAUAUAUAUAUUUUCAAGGGAUGUAAACUUAAUUUUACUAAAGGUGUCAGGCAGGGCCUUCAAGCAGCAGAAAUAGGAUUUGGGUAGUAAGAAUUUGAUGCGCUUUAUAAGUGCAUAUUAUAGAUAUUCUAUGAAAGUCCAUGUCUGCUGUGCUGCUAGGUACGAGGGUUUUUAUUUAAUUGUAAAAAGAUAUUUUUGAAAAAAUGUAUAUAGGUUUCUCCACUGGUGUAAAUGAGGGAUAUUUUCAGUUAUCAGUGUUGCCUGUUCAGGAAAAUGGAAGCUGUAAAAUGAAACAUGAAAUGUUCUAUCUUCUUGAUUUCAAACAUGAUAACUGAACUUGAACAUCACAUGAAGGUUGUCUAUAUAUAAUUUGGAAGAAUCUUUGCAGUCGUUGAAUAAUGGGUUUGGUCGUUCCAGUAUGGUAUGUUGACUGAAUGAAUUAGCUUUUCCUUCUAAUUUUAUGUGAGAAUAUGGCAGUUAUAUUGUGUAUCACUCCAUUGGUAUUUAUUACUUAUUUUUUAUUGUUUCUCAUUGAAUGCAAGAACACAUUUCUUGAAUAGAUUUCAUUUGCAAGCUUCUCAUCAUGAAAAGUUAACUCAUUCACUGUAUUCUGUGUCUUUGUAUUUAUCUGCAUUAACUGCGGUCACACUUAAGUGAUUGGCGUUAACUUUUUGAGUGGAAUGCUAAAUAUUGUGUAAUGAACUGCUAGCAACUUCUGUUAUUAACUGUAUGAACAGAAUGGAAUAUGGUAUGUAUAUGUAUAUUCAUGCAUUAAUUUUUUAUGGCACUGCUGUAUUUAUUAUUCUGUAUUUUUGUCAUAUAUAUAUAAUAUAAAGAUAUAUUAGACUUAAUAGUUGUGUACAACUCACAGCUUUUUUCCUCAAUAUUUUAUACUUCUUGUCUAUAUCAGGACCUUGCAUUUAUGAAAGUUGUACCUAACAAAUAGUACAACUUGGGAUGACGAUUUUCCUUUUGACAAAAUAUCAUUCUGCUUGUUAUUUUUUAUUGAACAGUUUUAUGCAUUGAAAUGUACAAGAUAACAAAAAGCGUCAGUAUGUUAAAAAUGCUUCAGUAUAUAUUUUGCAUUUUGUGAAGCUGCCGUAGUAAUUUGGUAAUAAUUUUUGGUCACUUUCAGUACUGCUUGAGCUACAGAUUAAAAUAGAUAGUAUAAGAAGAUAGAUAGGUAUAAGAGUAAAAGCAAGCCACCCUUUCAUUUCUAUAGAUAUGUGCACAGAAGUAUAGCUGUUUUAUUGAAGGCAGGUUGGAAGCCAUAGAAGUUGUUUCUCAAGCAAUACAAGGACAUUGCACUGCCAAUUGCAUCAUUGAUAUAUUUUUUUGUGUUGUACCAUUAUGGCUGAUAACUCCUCUUCAAGAAAACAGGUUAUUUCACCCUAAUCUGCGGUUUAAUGUAAAAGAAGUCUUAUUUUCGUACUGAGUAACUAGAUGUCUGUCACUUGUUGUAUAAUGAUGUUUGGCUUGUAACUAGGGUGAUAUAUGCAAUGUAAUUCAAAUGGAACUCUUUCAUUAUUUUUUUUUUCCACGUAAAUAUCCAAGGUUGAAAGAGUAAAAGAGUUUUUUUUUUUUUUUUUUUUUUUUUUUUUUUUUUUAUUGUCACCCUUUGUAUAUGGUAGACACAUUAAGUAGAAAAUGGUCAUGGUAUAUGUGCUGUAUUAAUGUUAUGGAACCUUUUUUCCCCAAGGAGUGAUAUAAGAUAGUAAAGAAGUUUUACUUGAAUUAUUAUGCUACUUAGUACCAUGUGUUGUUCUAAAGGCAACUUCAUGUUUCUAGUCUUUAUUAGUCUAUUCAAAUUGGUGUUUAGUGUGACUCCAAGAAGUGAGGCUGUAUUUAAGUGCAUAGAAAGUAUAAGUAUUAUCCUGUUUUUGUUCUUUAUUUGUUGUAAUUGUUGAAAUUAAGAAUUCUAAUUUAGUUCCCAAGAAUGUUGUGUAAAUGGGUAGAUAGGUCUGGACUUUAUCUAUACCUUUGUAGAUUUUUCUGAAGAAGAAGGUAUGAAUUUCACUGAGGUAGUGAGGUAGUCCCAGCCUUGUGGUACCCUUUGUCAUGAGGGGGAUUCAUGGUACAGACGUGUUUGAUUUUUGUUUUUGUCUUUUUUUUUGUGAUAUUUCCUGUUGCUGUAGUAUUAAGUGUCCUCUGUAAAAGAUAGGUUUGGUCUUGCAUCUUUUUCUUCCAGUUUCUUUUCAUUCUGCUCCUCCUCUUUCUCCUCAUCCUUCACUUCUCUCUUUUCCUCCGCUUCUCUCUUUUUCCUCCUUUUCCUCCUCCUACUCUUUCCUCCUUUUCCUUGUUUUCCUCCUCCUACUCUGUCCUCCUUUUCCUUCUUUUCCUUCUCCUACUCUUUCCUCUUUUUCCUUCUUUUCCUCCUACUCUUUCCUCUUUUUCCUUCUUUUCCUUCACCUAAUUCCCCUUUCUCAUCCUUUUCUUCCCACUCUGUCACCUUUUCCUCUCCCUCCUCCUCCUCCUUCUCUUCCUCUUCCUCUUCCUCUUGCUCCUCCUCUCCUUCCCACUCCUACUCCUUUUCAUCCCCCUCCCCCCUCCUCCCCUCCCCCCCUCCUUUUCCUCCUCAUCCUCAUCCUUCUCCCCCUCCCCCAGCUCC
Molecule: messenger RNA, 5792 nt
Organism: Penaeus indicus
Lineage: Eukaryota; Metazoa; Arthropoda; Malacostraca; Decapoda; Penaeidae
Product: CDK5 and ABL1 enzyme substrate 2-like
Exons: 10
Coding region: 24-1742 (572 amino acids)
Biological process (GO): regulation of cell cycle
Source: RefSeq, a predicted model, not a curated record